UCCUUUGCCGCCGGCGAGGUGCAUAGGAGCCAUCGCAAUCCAGCCGUAUAGUCAACAUCAGACCGCAGCGCUGCACAGAUUACCGCACGACUCUAUUUUGCGCCGCUGCUGCGCUCGAGACCUGCGCUCGUACGACCGCUGCGCCGUAAGCCAUGAUCCUCAGGCAGCACUUGCUGUUGGGGCUCGCGGCGCGGGCGGCCGCAUUGGUGGCCCCGCGGUCGUUUCUAGGAAGACGCGCACCACCGCAGCACGCCUGCCUCGUCCAGAUCGACAGCGACGGCUCGCGCCAGCAAGUCGAGUGCACCGACGGGUCCGCCGAAUACCUCAGAGAUAGGAACGACGGCGCCGCCGGCAGCUUGAGGGAUAGGGCCUACGCGUCGACGCGACGAAACUUGCGGAGGAUCUUUUUACCAGUAGCGGUCAACGAGGAAUACGUAUCUUAUACCCGAUGGCGCUGCGUGCAACGUUUACUGAGCGCCACCGUAAAUGUCUUUGGGGUCCAGGCCAUGGUCAUGGCUGUGGGAUUGAGAGAUGCGCGGGCCGUCGCGGCGGGCGGUGCGGUCGUGGGCGCGGCCGCAGCCGUAGACUGGGUCCUCAAAGACGCAUUGGGGAAAGUGACGCGCCUCGGCUGGGCGGCGAGGAUGGGUCGGGAGUUCGACGGCGACGCUAAAAGAUGGCGGUUCCGAUCUUCUUUGUUGUAUGCGACGGGCAACGGGCUGCAGAUCGCGACGUUCGCGUUUCCACUACUGUUCUUGCUAUUAGCAACAGUCGCGAACUGCCUCAAGCAAGUUAGCAUGCUGACCUCGACGGCGACGCGGUCCGCCAUCUAUCGAAGUUUUGCGGCGACGGAGACCACGAACAACCUCGGCGACGUUACUGCGAAGGGAGAAGCGCAAAUUGCGGUCGUCGAUCUCGUAGGUUUGUUGAUCGGCCUCGUCGCCUCGAAGAAGUUGGGCGUGGCUUCGACGCAGGCGAACCCGAGGAUGUUAUUAGCGAUCUACGGGUCGCUCUCGCUGCUGGAGAUCGGGGCCAUGUACCGCGAGAUCGCUUGUGUGGUUUUUCGCCAGUUGAACUUUGAGCGGGCAACUUUAGUGGUUGACGAGUACGUCGAGAGUGGCGUUUGCCCCUCGCCCCGGGACAUCGCGCGGCGGGAACGUAUAUUAAGAAGGCCACGGACGACGCGAACGAGUGUCCUGCGGCCGCUGAUGACCGCGGCGUCUGGCAUGUCGCGCGACGAGCUCGACCGGCACGUGGCGUUGGCGUCGACGGACGAUUUCCUGGUGCUGGACGGUGCGAUCGUUUUGCGGGACGGCGCCACCGACGACGCGCUGUUGGAUGCUUUACAUGCGCGCGCUCGAUCACUCAGAAUAGGCACCGAGGGUCUAUCAAAGGCGCGGGCGGGUCGCGAGGCGCUGCGGACCGCGUUGCGGGACGCGGGCUGGUCGACGCAGUCGUUCAUGUUUCCCGAGGUCCAGGUGCGGGCGGACUGGGGGGAGACGUCGAAGUCGUAAUAUCUAGUUAUCGUG
Pelagomonas calceolata is the source of this 1526-nucleotide messenger RNA. NCBI's taxonomy places the organism in Eukaryota, Pelagophyceae, Pelagomonadales, Pelagomonadaceae. The record is from the annotation of a GenBank genome assembly.